AACUUAAGAGAAGGGGGAACACACGGCAGGGAGGGGAAAAAGAGGGCGGGAGUGGAGGGAGCGAGCUGAAGGGCUGGGGUGCCGGCAUGGUGGGAGGAUGGAAGAAGUAGCCGUGAAACAGGGCUUCCUGUACCUUCUACAGCAGCAGACUUUCGGAAAGAAAUGGCGCCGGUUUGGGGCUGUGCUCUAUGGAGAGUCGGACUGCGCCCUGGCCCGGCUGGAGCUCCAGGAGGGCCCAGAGAAGCCACGCCGGGGAGAGGCUGCCAGGAGGGUGAUCCGCCUCAGUGACUGCCUACGUGUGGCUGAGGCCAGCGGGGAGGCCAGCAGCCCCCGGGACACCAGCGCCUUCUUCCUGGAGACCAAGGAGCGCCAGUACCAGCUGGCAGCCCCCGCCUCAGAGCGCAGUGACUGGAUCCAGGCCAUCUGCCUCUUGGCCUUCCCUGGCCAGAGGAAGGAGCUGCUGGGGCCCACGGGGAAGGGCAGCCGGCCCCGCAUGGAGGAGAAUGAACUGUACAGCAGCACGACCGCAGUAGCCCCCCGCAAGGAGUUUGUUGUGACCAUGAGACCCACAGAAGCCAGUGAGAGGUGCCGGCUCAGAGGAUCCUACACCCUCCGGGCUGGGGAGACAGCCCUGGAGCUGUGGGGUGGCCAUGAGCUGGGCAGCAAGCUGUAUGAGUGGCCCUACAGGUUUCUGAGGCGCUUUGGGCGGGACAAGGUAACCUUUUCUUUCGAGGCAGGCCGGCGCUGCAUCUCUGGAGAGGGCAACUUUGAGUUCGAAACCCGGCAAGGCAACGAGAUCUUCUCGGCCCUGGAGGAAGCCAUUUCUGCCCAGAAGAACAGCGCACAUCCUGGGCCGCAAUCCCAGCCAGCCACAGUCCCUGCGGUGUUCCCCCGGCCAGAAAGCCCCUACUCCCGGCCCCACGACUCCCUGCCACCUCCCUCGCCCUCCACUCCAGUGCCCUCUGCCCGGCCGCGGGGCCCGGAGGGGGAAUAUGCUGUGCCCUUUGAUGCAGUGGCCCGUAACCUUGGGAAGAGCUUGAGGGGCGUCCUGGCGGUCCCUCCCCACGUCCCUGCGGACCCCCUAUAUGACAGCAUUGAGGAGCACCUCCCCCCACGACCCGACCACAUAUAUGAUGAGCCUGAGGGAGUGGCUGCCCUGUCCCUGUAUGACAGCCCACAGGAGCCCCAGGGAGAGGCCUGGAGGAGGCAGGCCACAGCUGACAGGGACCGCGGCCUCCAGAGAGGGCAGGACCUCUCUGCCGCUGGCUGGCCACAGGGAACUGAGUAUGACAACGUCAUACUUAAGAAAGGCCCAAAGUGAUGGGGGAGAAGGCACGGACUAUCAAAUACGGGUGCUGAAGCCUGUGGGUGCUGAAGACUACCCGUCCUUACUGGGGGUGGGGUCAGAGGCCGGUGAGAAGGAGGGGGAGGAGGCUGGUGGCAGGCCUCCCUUCUAGUUUCUGCUGGUUACUCCUCCUGGUCGCUGCAUUCCAGGAACUUCCUUCUGUUCCUUCCGGAACCCUGGGCUUGGCCUGCCUUGGUCUGGUCUGAGGAAUUGUCCCUCCCAGGGCCUGCUGCAUGAGUCACCAUCCCAGUGCAGGAAGAAUGCCUAAAAGGGACGCACCCUCCGCCUACCCCUUUCCACUUCCUCUUCUUUCUUUCCCUGGCCUAAAGGAACCUUGGGCAUUUAGGGCAGAGGACAAAAGGAUGUCAGCAAAUUGCCCUGGUUCCUUGGCUGGUGCAAGCCUCCUGCCUGCUGGGGAUAGCCCUGGCUCCAGGCACUCUGGAGGACGGCUUGUAGCUUUCUGUAGGUUUUGGACUUCUCUGUGGCAUUAAACAUUUCUGGAAUA
Messenger RNA from Mustela lutreola (European mink), 1850 nucleotides. RefSeq names its product docking protein 2 (gene DOK2). Gene Ontology annotation, biological process: cell surface receptor protein tyrosine kinase signaling pathway; positive regulation of MAPK cascade. Gene Ontology annotation, cellular component: cytoplasm. The transcript has 5 exons. The record is from RefSeq and is a predicted model, not a curated record. The coding region runs from base 98 to 1321 and encodes 407 amino acids. Lineage: Eukaryota; Metazoa; Chordata; Mammalia; Carnivora; Mustelidae.